UCCUACCCACUAUGGAGGUAGUAACAUAGUCUAGGGAAGUGUGAAGUUACUAGCUUAUGUUCUUGCCCAUUGUGACCAGCCUAAUACACACACGGCGGCCCACAUACGGCUACCAUAGAAUGUAAACCGGGCCUAUAAAUUCGAACCGGCCGGCCAUGGUAGUAACGACGAACCAACAAGAAACCUGUAGCACCGAGCUAGGCGAAGGUCGAUCGAGAGAGAUGCAGGGCGGGGAGAGCGCGGCGGGCGCGGCCAUGGAGGCGGGGGCGAACCUGGGCGCGUCGGCGUGGGCGGGCAAGGAGAAGACCAUGGCCGUGGUGCAGGAGACGGUGGAGAAGGCCAAGGCGCACGACGACCCGGCGGCGCAGGCGUCGGCGGAGGCCAGGAAGGAGGAGCGGGUCCUCGAGGUGGAGGCCGCCAAGCAGGACGCCUACCGCCACAACGCGGCCGUCGCCAAGGACGGACGCGCCGCCGCCGUCGUCAAGGAUGAGAAGGAGGCGUCGGCGGCGGCCGUCUCCGCCUGACGACUCCUUUGGAAACCCCCUUCUCCAGUAUUUUCAUUUGUUCGAUCGACUGUAUGUAUGUAUUGUAUUGCUUGGACUUGAGUGCUGCGUGCAUUUGGAAUUAUUGCUGUGAGAGUUGUUGUUGUUGUUGGAGAUGAGAUGGGAUUGCUUUUUAACGUGCAAUGCGAUGUGAUCCUUUGGU
Messenger RNA from Triticum aestivum (bread wheat), 705 nucleotides. RefSeq lists its product as uncharacterized. The transcript has a single exon. Bases 156 to 524 code for a protein of 122 amino acids. NCBI's taxonomy places the organism in Eukaryota, Viridiplantae, Streptophyta, Magnoliopsida, Poales, Poaceae. The record is from RefSeq and is a predicted model, not a curated record. Gene Ontology annotation, biological process: embryo development ending in seed dormancy.